UGUGUAUGGGGAGGGAGGUCCAGAGGGUUUUGUUUUUGUUGCUCAGAUCUCCCUGGUAUUAAUUUGAAAGUCUGGGACCGGAUGAGGGUGUGUCGUGUUUAAAUGAAUGGCAGCCUGUUAGCAGGUGAAGAUAAACAGUUUGUGAGAGUUUUGGGAGAACAUGCCGAGAGUUGGGGCUGAGGCGGAGCUGCGGACCCUGACGCAGUGUCAGUACAGUUAUCCAGUAGAGACUCUUUGUGAUCUUCAGGAGGUUCGUUCCGUUUUCCCUGAUCUUCGUCUCUACGUUGAUUUUUACUGUUUUCCAAACAAAGAGAAAAAGAAGUUGGUGUACCUGGCCGGGACACUUCCUGUUCACUAUGAAGGAAGUGACUAUAACAUCCCAGUUUGCAUCUGGCUUCAUGAGACCCACCCAGUGUCCAGGCCUCGCUGUUUUGUCUGUCCCUCUGUCUCCAUGGUGAUCAACCCGUCCUGUUCCUGUGUGGACGCCUCCGGUAACAUCGACCUGGACGCACUAAAAAACUGGACCCACGGCGUGUCCAACCUGUCACUGCUUGUGUCAGAGAUGAGGCAGGCCUUCCGGAGGGACACGCCCCUUUAUGCCAGAUGUCCUGUACAAGCCCCGCCCCCUGCAAGUCUGCAGGUGUCAGCUGGAAGCAACCAUCAUUCCACCUCCUCCUCCAUAGCCUCCUCCUCCAUCACCUCCUCCUCCAGCACCUCUUCCUUCAGUACCUCCUCCUUCAGCACCUCCCCCUCUCCACAGAGCAUUCGUCUCUACCUCACCUCCUCCCACCUGUCCGGACAGAAAGGCAGCCAAUGGGAUCAGAGCGGGCAGGUGAGGAGGUCGUAUACGGAGGAGCUGCUGGGGAUCGACUUCAGCGCUCCUUCACCUUCCUCUAACAACCCCUUCCUGAACUCCGCUUCCACCUCAGGUGUCCCCCCUGCAGAUUCUCUCAGCAGGCGGAUGGGGGCUCUGAGGCUGGACGGUAAGUCCAGCAGAGACCAGCAGGGUGAAUCACCUUUACGGACAGUCCAAUCACAGGCAGCCAGAGGCCGUCACACCACAGAUUCUGUGGUUCUGGUCCCGGGUUCUGCACCAGCAGCUGGACUGCAACAGGACCCUGGUGCUCAAAGACUCCAGUCUGAGCCAGCAGCUGGACUGGAACACAUCAAGAUGGCGUCCUGCCUCCCCCCGGACCAGGCCGCCACCUUCCUGUCCCUUGUGACCAUGGAGGGGCGGGGCUUCAGCCCUGAUGAUGUCAUGGAGGCGGUGCAGCUGACUGCAGACUUCCCGUCGGCGCUGAAGUUCCUUACGCACCGCUGCCCGAUCUGCCAGGACCAGGUGACCUUCAGCAAGAUCCUGCAGAUGACUCACUGCAGCUGCUUCCUGUGUCUGACGUGUUUCAAGUCGUUUUUCUCGGCAGCGAUCAAAGAGCGAAGCAUCGACCAGCUGGUCUGCCCGCAGUGUGGCUGUCCCGAGGUCAAAGGUCAGGCCGGGAUGGACUACUUCAACCUGCUCGACACACAGAUCCGUCACUUCCUGCAUCCGGAGAUCCACGAGCUGUUCCAGAGGAAGCUCAGAGACCGGGCCCUGCAGGACAUGCCCUCCUUCCGCUGGUGUGCCCAUUGUUCGUUCGGCAUGCUUCAUGAAGCGGACCGGCUCAGGAUGGACUGUCCCAGCUGUAAGAAGAGUACCUGCUGUCAGUGCAGGUCCCCUUGGUCCCCUCAACAUCAGGGACUGUCCUGUAAGCAGUUUAGAGUCCUGCAGCAGCAGAACCAUCCGGACCAGCAGACCGCCUCGUUGCUGCACCACGACAGCAUCGAGUGUCCUCAGUGUCAGAGUGUCUUCAGUCUGUCACGUGGCGGCUGUCUUCACUUCACCUGCACUCAGUGUCUCCAUCAGUUCUGCGGCGGCUGCAGUCGUCCCUUCACACCUGGCUCUGUUUGUGGUUUCUCUGCCGACUGCGGCAGCAAAGGGCUCCACGCUCACCACCCCCGAGACUGCCUGUACCACCUGAGGGACUGGAGCGUCCCCCGCCUGCAUCUGCUGCUGCAGUAUUACAGAGUGUCUCCCACCUGGUUGGAACCAGCCACUGGCAGCUCACCUGAGGCGGGUCAGACAGUUGUAUGUUCAAUUUUGGAGCUGCGAGACGACGGCGGCAGACAGGAGGAGCCGUGUGGACGCCCGGCGGCGCCCGAGUACAGAGGAUACUGCCAGACGCACUAUAAGGAGCGGCUGGUGGAGCUGAUCAACCGUUGCCAUGCCGACCCUGCAGCGAUUUUCAGCGCGGCAGAGAUAGCGGCCGAGCUGCAGCGCUGGAACAUCCCCACGCCGAGCAGGAAGCCAGAGGAAACAGAGCCACUGUACACACAGCGCCUCCUACAGACUCUGACCAAUCGUGUUCCUCUCCAGAAGCAGCAACGUGACAAUCUCUGACCUCUGCUGGAGCUCCGCCUCCUCACCUGCUCCUAAUGCGCCAGCCAAUCAGAUGGUGGCUCUGUGUUGGUGUAGGAGUACUGACCACGCCCCCAUCUCUGAUGUCACAGCAGGGGGAAGGUGAUAUCACUACAGGGGGCGUGGUCAGGCUGAACUGAUGAAACUAACAAUGUCAUCAGCUACAGCAGCUGCUGGCUUCUGAUUGGCUGAUGAAUGAAAAGGGACCAAAGACGGAGCAAGCAGCCAAUCAGAGAUUAGAACUGAUGUUCCACUUAAUGAGCACCAGCUAACGAUGCUAACUUGUCUCUCAGUAUUUCAGCAUGUGAGCAGCUGUUUGCAUGUGUUAGCAGCUGUUAGCAUGUGUUAGCACAGCUAAAACUGUCGACCUUCUUCUACUUGACUUGUUGCUGCACUUUAACACUUUUAAUAAAAUAUAUUAAAUAAAUAAUCUGUUUUACUUUAGCUUCCUCUCUUUUGUUU
Molecule: messenger RNA, 2914 nt
Organism: Centropristis striata (black sea bass)
Lineage: Eukaryota; Metazoa; Chordata; Actinopteri; Perciformes; Serranidae
Product: E3 ubiquitin-protein ligase RNF31
Exons: 19
Coding region: 161-2434 (757 amino acids)
Biological process (GO): protein linear polyubiquitination; protein transport
Cellular component (GO): LUBAC complex
Molecular function (GO): K63-linked polyubiquitin modification-dependent protein binding; ubiquitin protein ligase activity; zinc ion binding
Source: RefSeq, a predicted model, not a curated record